Talaromyces atroroseus is the source of this 1620-nucleotide messenger RNA. RefSeq lists its product as hypothetical. The record is from RefSeq and is a predicted model, not a curated record. Gene Ontology annotation, molecular function: DNA-binding transcription factor activity, RNA polymerase II-specific; zinc ion binding. Gene Ontology annotation, biological process: regulation of DNA-templated transcription. Bases 1 to 1620 code for a protein of 539 amino acids. The transcript is spliced from 5 exons. Lineage: Eukaryota; Fungi; Ascomycota; Eurotiomycetes; Eurotiales; Trichocomaceae.
AUGGUCGACGACAAAGCCCCUAACAGUGAAGCCGCCCCCGCAAAGGCCCAGCCGCCGCUGGCUGGCAAGAAAUCGCGCCGUACGCUGUCCUGCCUCAGCUGUCAAAAGCGCAAAGUAAAGUGCGAUCGCGUGAAACCCUGUCGAGCUUGCUGUAUGCGAGGCGUGCCGGCCGAAUGCGACUAUGGCACCACGAAACAUGACCGAGGGUUUAUUGACCAGUCGGACUUGAUUGAACAGCUGCGCGCCAAAGUUAGGAGUCUGGAGCAAAAGCUCAAUGAGCAGAACAGUGUACCACACGGGAGUGCUGCGGCUAUUAGUGACGCGUCCGACAAGUCUUAUGCCAAGACAAAUACGGUUUCCUCGGCAGCCAGCCUCCAAAAAGCACUGGCUGCGUCGCCGUCACCAGGGAGAUUCUUCAUGGAGGUGUUCGUCGGUGAACUGAUCAAUGCAUUCGCCCCUGACCCAUCAGACAUUCACGGCAGAGUUUUCGAUCUUCGCUCAGCGGCUGAAAAGCGGAUAUUCUCCCCGCUGCUAGCCGCAGGGUUUGACGCGACAGCUUUGAUCUUUAUUGGCCAGCGAGACCAAACCCAAAAAUUUGUCACCGCAGGGAACAAUCAAUAUCAUCGAGUUUUGAAAAUGUUGCAGAGAAUUGUCAAUGACCCUCAGCAAUGCAAGUCGACAGAAGCUCUGACUAUGGUCGUGCUUUUGACUGUGAUUGAGGCGUUUAAUCAAAGCUCACCGGGUGCUAUCUUGAAGCACCAGCAGGGUGGACUAGAACUUCUUCGGCUCCGAACACCGUACCGUCAUCGAACAGGCUUGGAACAGUCCCUUUUUGUUGAUCUUCGGAUGUUCUGGGUGACGACUGCGAUUUCUAACCGAAAGGCAACCUUUCUGGCUAGGAAUGACUGGAUGACGGUUCCAUGGCCGGAGAAUGGCCCCCAAAAAGAUAUACUCCAUUUUCUGUUGGAUAUAGCGGUCGAGAUUCCUGCAUUCUUGGGUGAUUACGACGCCUUCAAGUCUGCCCUAUUUCACGACAAGCUGCCGCAGGACGAACUUAUAUCUAUGCAGAACAAAAUACAAGCCACAGCGAUCACUCUAGAUCAGCGAUUACAGCUGUGGCAUUCUAUAAACGCGUCCACUUACGAACACGGGUACUUGACUGAACAGUCAGCAGAGGAAUUUGGGAACGAUAGUAGUGUCCCCCGUUUUCACUGUCGCGACGUGAUUACUGGAGAAAUAAGUCAGCCUCACGUUCUCGUGUAUCCUGAUUUGCUACUAGCCACCACCAUGUGUCUAUAUCGCGCUCUGCGCCUCGUCAUAGCUGGAGGUGAUAGUGACGGAUUCAUCAUGGUUUUGAGCCCUUCAGAGAGAUACCAACUAGCUGUUGAUAUCUGUCGAAGUAUACCGUAUUAUUUGCGUACUGUUCCUGGGUUUUUAGUGUCUCGCCUGAUGUUUGUUCUGCGAGUGGCCUUUGACACAUUUUCCGAAGGGACCAUCGAGCGUGAGUUCAUUCAGCAGCUGUUUGGUUAUGUAGGAGAGAAGUAUCACUUCCGCGUAUUUGCGAACCAGUGCUCCGAAUCCUCGACAGCGGUGCGAGCAAAUCGAUCAAGUAGCCCUUGA